Aspergillus oryzae RIB40 is the source of this 822-nucleotide messenger RNA. RefSeq lists its product as uncharacterized. The transcript has a single exon. Gene Ontology annotation, biological process: regulation of transcription by RNA polymerase II. Gene Ontology annotation, molecular function: DNA-binding transcription activator activity, RNA polymerase II-specific. The coding region runs from base 1 to 822 and encodes 273 amino acids. The record is from RefSeq and is a predicted model, not a curated record. Lineage: Eukaryota; Fungi; Ascomycota; Eurotiomycetes; Eurotiales; Aspergillaceae.
AUGCACGCCAUCAUCGGCGCAGCAACAUCCCAUCUCCGUCGCAUCUACCCAGAAGACAACACAUACACAAUGGUCGAGGCAUACCACUGGCAAAAAGCCAUCAAGCAGUACUCCGAGGAGAUAUCCACCGCCGUCGGCCCACACAACAUGGACCCCCUCUACUCCGCCUGUCUCCUAAUGACCAUCCACUCAUUCAGCCUGGAAGAAUACAACCCCCGCAGCUCCUUCGUCUUCUCCGACGACCCCGAAUCCCUCAACUGGCUGAUGCUCCAAAGCGGUCUGCGCUAUCUCCUCCAGCUAACAGUCCCCUGGAUGACCCAAAGCAUGUGGUGGGACGUCUUCAAGCGAUCUCGCGAAGGCAACCCCCUCUACGACGACCAUCGUCCCGGCCGUGUCGAUUUACACCCGGAACUCGCCGACAUCUGCGGCAUAGACGAUAGCACGACCGAGGAAACAAAUCCCUACCACUGGCCUCUGCGAAUGCUAACCCCAUUGCUCUCCCUCGAACGAAGUCUGAAGACCUUCACCCACUAUACGAAUUACAUGGGCCGGCUACUACCGGACUACUACGACCAGUUAUUGAAGAAGGACCCGCCUGCGCUGAUUAUCCUCAGCUGGUGGCUGGCCCUUAUUGUAAAUCUCGAUGUCUGGUGGAUGGAAACGCGAGCCAAGUCCGAGUGCGUAGCGAUCUGCAUGUACCUGGAGGAGAGCGACGAUCCGCGCAUUCUUAGCUUGCUGGAGUUUCCGGCGCAGGCUUGUGGGUAUUUACUUAAGCAUGUACAGGAGCGGAUAGAGAGGCAAUAUGAUUUGGUGGUGUUGUAA